Messenger RNA from Papilio polytes (common Mormon), 983 nucleotides. RefSeq names its product BCL2/adenovirus E1B 19 kDa protein-interacting protein 3 (gene BNIP3). Gene Ontology annotation, cellular component: mitochondrial outer membrane; mitochondrial envelope; nucleus. Gene Ontology annotation, biological process: positive regulation of apoptotic process; mitochondrial outer membrane permeabilization. The coding region runs from base 194 to 772 and encodes 192 amino acids. The transcript is spliced from 7 exons. The record is from RefSeq and is a predicted model, not a curated record. Lineage: Eukaryota; Metazoa; Arthropoda; Insecta; Lepidoptera; Papilionidae.
AAUCACACGGUUAAAGAGAAAUGCGCCACUGUCACAAAGCGAAUUCUAAAUCAAAACAGAAAACAAAGGCUUUUGAUUGAAGUCGCUUGUUGGACUUCCAUUUGUCUGUUUUCGUGAUAAUAUUCCAAAACACCCUAUAAAGUGUUAAUAAUAAUCGAAAACUGAUAUUAUCAAGUGCUGUGCUAUUGCGAAAAUGGCUGCUCGCAAGUUAAAUACAAUCGAAGACUUAAGCGAAUCCUGGGUUGAAUUGAACUCCGGCGGUGGAUUGGCCGCGAUGGAGAAUGAAUAUAUCCGUCUGUUGAGAGAAGCGCAGAGAGAGAGUCGAGACUCUUCAGUGCGUCAUUCGAGAGCUUCCAGUGUUAAGGGCAGCCCGAAGUCACCUCCGAACAGUCCCAACUUGGAACCGUCUACGGAAGACGAGCUAAAGGGUGUUUAUAUUAACUGCUGGAGGGAUGAGUCGAACGAUUGGGUUUGGGAAUGGAGUAGCAGACCGGAUCAAUUGCCACCGAAGGACUGGCGCUUCAAGCAUCCUCAAAGUGCACGAGGUCCACCUUCAGCCACCUCCUCCAUCGAGGUCUUGGAGCAGCAGAUGGUGGUGCCAGUGAUGCAACAGAGUCACUGUCUGUCUGUGCGUCGUACUUGCCUGUUCAGUCGCGGCGCGGUCGCGGCUGUCCUUGUCACUAAUAUAGUGUCGCUGUUACUCGGCGCGGGGAUAGGUAUGUGGCUCAGCAAGAGAGGUAUUCUUCCUCAUAGACUUAUAAUACUGAAUUAGAGUUCAAAAGACUGAAAGUUUGGGGAAAAUGAUGUCCCAAAGUGAUUGCACCUUACGGCUAAAGAUAACUGGAAUCGCUUACAGGACUCUAUUAGAGCACACCUUUGACUAAACUAUCGCACAACUAAAUUAUCGCAUGACAGUUGUGUGAUAGUUUUGUCAAUCCAACUGUUUAGUUGUAUAACAUCGAGUAGUAUAACCUCUAUGCUAC